This is a messenger RNA of Colletotrichum phormii, 1578 nucleotides long. RefSeq lists its product as uncharacterized. The coding region runs from base 1 to 1578 and encodes 525 amino acids. The transcript has a single exon. The record is from RefSeq and is a predicted model, not a curated record. Lineage: Eukaryota; Fungi; Ascomycota; Sordariomycetes; Glomerellales; Glomerellaceae.
AUGGCUCGUGCAGCUUCCCGUCGGCAGGUCAAGCCUGUCGCUACACCAGCAACCAACCUCAUCAGCAAGUACGGCCGAGUCUCCAAGACACAACCGGUUCCUGUAGACGACGCCUCAAAGAAGGUCUUCUUCAUCGGACUUCCCUCCUCUCUUCCAGUCGUCAAGACGGAAGUCAAGACAGACAUCAAGCUCGAGUCCAGCCCGGAAAGAGCUCUCCCCCCUCAGCCUGCAGCGACGCCCUCCAAGAAGCGCAAGUCAAGAUCGAUCGACGAAGACAUUUCACCAAGAGAUGCGAGAAGCGACGCCCCGGUACGCGAGUCUAUGAAGCGUCAGCGAAUCUUCAAGGAUACCAAGGACGAGCCUGUGCCCAUCAAGCUUGAGGUCGUCCCAGCAACCACAACCAACGACAUCACCGCCACUACUUCUGCACGAAAGGGCACAACAUCACCAGUUGCCGACAGCCGCCGAAAGACUCGCAAGUCGGACAUCAUCUCCCAAGCAAAGACUGAAGUGCGCAAAGCCAACCAAAAGGUCAAACGAACAAAGAAGCACAAUGGCACAAAGUCAGAGGUCAAGGAGGAAGUCGUCAAGAAGCAGCUGCCUGCGGAGCUCCUGGAGCUCCUGGACCUGCAACGUGCCAUCCUCAAGACUGUUUCUCUUCAGCUUGUGCACCAAAACAACAACGCACCUCUUGAUAUCAGCUCCAUCACACCUCACGUCGCCCGCACAUGGGGAAAGAGGAGAGUCACAGUGGACGAUAUUCGGAGAUGCAUUGCCAUCCAAGAUACAAAGACAGAAGGCCAGGAGGAUGGGUCCCUCGGCUCGCCCUUUAUCGUUACCGACUAUGGCCGCGGCAAGCUCUGCCUCGAGAUGGACCUCAGCAAGAACACCAGCCACAUUGACGAGAACGAGCUUUGCCAACAGUUCGAGAAGAAUCUCCACAUCAUGUGCUCCCAGCGCGCCAUGGAUGAGAUGUCAGAUCUCGACAUCUGCUUUGAGAACCUUAGCUUCAACGACCUGCCCAAGUCCGACAUUACCAUUCGUCACACGACGAUGUCGGCAAACCCCCUGUUCGCCAAGGGCCAACGCGCGUUGUCAGGAAUCAAGAGCGACAUCCUACUGAAGAAGGAGAAGGAGGCACAAGUCCAAGCAUCCAAAUUUCCGGCACUCAACUCCAACGGCACCAAGAUGUCCCUCCUCGACAGACUCAGAGCCAAGGAGGAAGCCAACGCCAACAUCCAGCUCCCUACUGGUCCUGAGAUCGCGAGAAAGCGAGCGCUGCAGCGUGUCGGCGACAUCUCCGCCAUCAUUUCCAUGCUCGUGUCGUCGUCGAACUCGGCCGGACAGAUGGUCAUGUCCUUCACCAUGCCUGUUCUGCAGCAAAAGCUCAAGGACUCUCUGCGCGUCCCCAUGCCCAUGGAGGAAGGUGUCGACGCGGUACGCCUGAUUGCCAAGGAGGUCGCACCGGAAUGGUUGAGGGUUGCCACGGUUGGUGGAAAGGAGCAUGUCGUCAUCCAGACGAGACGCAAGCCGUACGAGGCGGAGCUCGCCGCGCGAGUAAACCGACUUCUUGCAUAG